Messenger RNA from Erythranthe guttata (spotted monkey flower), 364 nucleotides. RefSeq names its product putative lipid-binding protein AIR1. Lineage: Eukaryota; Viridiplantae; Streptophyta; Magnoliopsida; Lamiales; Phrymaceae. The record is from RefSeq and is a predicted model, not a curated record.
AAAAAUGGCCAACAAGAACAACAUUGCACUAUUCCUCUUGCUCAAUAUUUUAUUAUUUUACUCGGCUAGCGCGUGGACCCCACCUAGCCCGAAACCAUACAACUAUGCAUGCCCGAAAGAUACACUAAAACUCGGCGUUUGUGCCGACUUGCUCAACGGUCUUCUCAACGUCACCGUUGGGACGCCUCCAAAGACUCCGUGCUGCAGCCUCAUCGAAGGGCUGGUCGAUCUCGAGGCUGCAGUUUGCCUUUGCACGGCCAUCAAAGCGAAUGUUUUGGGCAUCAACAUUGAUGUGCCUAUCUCCCUUACUUUGCUCCUCAACGUUUGCACCAAGAGUGUCCCGAAAGACUUCGUUUGUGCUUAA